This is a messenger RNA of Phytophthora nicotianae INRA-310, 624 nucleotides long. RefSeq lists its product as hypothetical. The transcript is spliced from 2 exons. The coding region runs from base 1 to 447 and encodes 148 amino acids. NCBI's taxonomy places the organism in Eukaryota, Oomycota, Peronosporomycetes, Peronosporales, Peronosporaceae. The record is from RefSeq and is a predicted model, not a curated record.
AUGGUAGGCAACAUCCCGGGCGAAGUUCAUCUGCGGUACAUCGUCCUCGCACGACACACGCGAGAACAGCGACCCGAUGGCAAACGCGUGGACAAGUACAUCUUGGCUGUCGCGGACUCGGCUGUUAACUUUCGGAACAGACAAGCUGAAGGAGAGCAGGAAAACGUGAAGUGGGUGCUGGAAGGGGGACUUUAUAUGACAAUUACCGAAGUGAACGAGAAUACGAUUGACGUCGUGUUUGACCAGUGGUCUGAGUGCCUGAAUGAGAUGCACGGCCGAGAGCUCUACAUCGACUGGAUUCGAUUUCCAGUACGAAUCGAGCAGUACGUUUCUCCAGCAAGACUGCUGAGUUGUACAAUUUAUACCGGGGGGAAUGUAGGGAAGCUAGAUACUGGGAGACAAUUCAGGGAUUAUUGUGAAGUCAGCUUGCUCACCAGCGUUGCGUGAGAACAAGUUGCCCAGACUGGCCACCUUAUAACGUGUUCCUUUGGCAAACCCGGCAGCAACUUUAUAAUACGGCGGGGAUACCCUCGUAAAGUCGAGUAGGCGGGAGUGAGUCCAUGUAUACAGUUCACUUGACUUGACUUUUGUAAGGAGUUCGGAAAACCAACUCAUCAUUUCGAG